This is a messenger RNA of Mandrillus leucophaeus (drill), 3866 nucleotides long. Its product is annotated as canalicular multispecific organic anion transporter 1-like. Gene Ontology annotation, biological process: transmembrane transport. The coding region runs from base 153 to 3866 and encodes 1237 amino acids. Gene Ontology annotation, cellular component: membrane. Gene Ontology annotation, molecular function: ATP binding; ABC-type transporter activity; ATP hydrolysis activity. Lineage: Eukaryota; Metazoa; Chordata; Mammalia; Primates; Cercopithecidae. The transcript is spliced from 27 exons. The record is from RefSeq and is a predicted model, not a curated record.
CUGGGACUGACAGGCCGGGACUAAGGUGACAGCUGACUCUGCCGGGCGGAGUGCGUGUCCUCCCACCGUGCCGGCGCUGAGCUGACAGUCCGUUGCCAGGGGAAGUGACAGCCGCAGCCGGCUCGCAGCCAGCGGCCAGACGCCUGCGGACCAUGCUCUGCAGUCAGCCGAACUGGGGCGGCUCCUAUCAGCGGGUCCGCGGGGGGCUUGAUGCGCAGAAAUGCAGUCCAGAGAAAAGUGCCUCAUUUUUCAGUAAAGUGACAUAUUCCUGGUUUAGCAGAGUAAUUACUUUAGGCUAUAAGAGACCUUUGGAAAGAGAGGAUCUUUUUGAACUAAAUGAAAGUGAUUCCUCCUACACUGUGUGCCCUAUCUUUGAAAAACAAUGGAGAAAGGAAGUUUUAAGGAAUCAAGAGAGGCAAAAAGUAAAGGCAUCUUUUUAUAAAGAGGCACAUACCAAGAAACCAUCUCUACUCUAUGCAUUGUGGAAUACCUUUAAGUCUGUCCUGAUUCAAGUUGCCGUAUUCAAAGUGGUUGCUGACAUUCUGUCCUUCACUAGCCCACUCAUAAUGAAGGCCCUACUUUUAUCAAAUGUUUCUCGACAAAAGUUUUCCACUGGGGAAAUUAUUAACUUGAUGUCAGCGGAUGCUCAGCAACUCAUGGACUUGACAGCAAACCUCAAUCUCCUCUGGUCUGCCCCUUUUCAAAUCCUAAUGGCCAUAUAUCUCCUUUGGCAAGAGCUGGGCCCAGCAGUGUUAGCAGGGGUGGCAGUCCUUGUGUUUGUUAUACCAAUAAAUGCUUUAGCUGCAACUAAAAUAAAAAAGUUAAAGAAAAGCCAAAGAAAGAACAAAGAUAAACAGAUAAAGCUACUCAAAGAAAUCCUACAUGGAAUUAAGAUCCUCAAACUUUAUGCAUGGGAACCCUCUUAUAAAAAUAAGAUUAUCAAAAUUCGAGAUCAGGAAUUGGAAUUUCAAGAAUCAGCCAGGUAUCUUACUGUAUUUUCCAUGCUGACAUUAACUUGCAUUCCAUUCUUGGUGUCCCUGGCAACCUUCUGUGUCUAUUUCUUACUGGAUGAAGGAAACAUUUUAACAGCCACUAAAGUGUUCACAUCGAUGUCUUUGUUUAAUAUUUUAAGGAUUCCUCUGUUUGAGUUACCAACCGUGAUCUCAACUGUGGUCCAGACAAAGAUAUCCCUGGGGCGUUUGGAAGACUUUCUCCACACUGAGGAGCUUCUUCCUCAAAAUAUUGAAACAAACUAUAUAGGAGAUCAUGCUAUUGAGUUUACAGAUGCUUCUUUCUCCUGGGAUAAAACAGGAAUGCCAGUUCUAAAAGACUUGAACAUAAAGAUCCCAGAAGGAGCUUUAGUGGCUGUUGUAGGGCAAGUUGGGUCUGGAAAAUCAUCCAUGCUUUCUGCCAUUCUGGGGGAAAUGGAGAAACUUACCGGAGUAGUCCAAAGAAAGGGUUCUGUGGCUUAUGUUUCUCAGCAGGCCUGGAUUCAGAAUUGCAUUUUGCAAGAAAACAUUCUCUUUGGCUCCUUCAUGAAGAAAGAGUUUUAUGAGCAAGUAUUGGAAGCCUGUGCUCUCCUUCCAGAUUUGGAGCAGUUGCCAAAGGGAGAUCAAACUGAGAUUGGAGAAAGAGGUGUGAAUAUAAGUGGGGGCCAGCAACAUCGAGUAAGCCUGGCUAGAGCUGUCUACAGUGGAGCCGACAUCUACCUCCUGGAUGACCCCUUGUCUGCUGUUGAUGUUCACGUUGGAAAGCAGCUUUUUGAAAAAGUGAUAGGGUCCUUGGGCCUUUUGAAAAACAAGACUCGUAUUUUAGUGACACACAAUCUCACACUUCUGCCACAAAUGGAUCUUAUUGUUGUAAUGGAAAGUGGCAGAAUAGCUCAAGUGGGGACAUACCAGGAGCUGCUGUCUAAAACUAGAAAUCUCACUAAUUUGCACCAAGUCAUCAGUGAAGAAGAAAAAGCUCAUGCUCUAAAGCGAGUCAGUGCAGUCAACUCCAGAACUAGACCAAAAGACAAAAUCCUGGAACAAAAACCUAGGCCCUCAUUGGAUCAAGGAAAACAGUUCUCAAUGAAAAAAGAAAAGAUCCCUGUUGGUGGGGUGAAGUUCUCCAUCAUUCUGCAGUACCUCCAAGCCUUUGGCUGGCUCUGGGUGUGGCUGACUAUGGUCACUUACUUAGGGCAGAAUUUGGUGGGCAUUGGACAGAAUCUAUGGCUUAGUGCAUGGGCAAAAGAAGCAAAAAACAUGACUGACUUCACAGAAUGGAAGCAAAUAAGAAGCAAUAAACUUAAUAUCUAUGGAUUAUUGGGAUUAAUAAAAGGUCUCUUUGUCUGCUCUGGAGCCUACGUAAUCACUAGAGGAUCCCUGGCUGCCUCUCGAACCAUGUAUGUUCAACUGUUGAAUAAUGUACUGCACCUCCCCAUCCAGUUUUUUGAAACAAAUUCCACAGGCCAGAUCAUCAGUCGUUUCACCAAGGACAUAUUUAUAAUUGAUAUGCGUUUGCAUUACUAUUUACGGCUGUGGGUGAAUUGUACAUUGGAUGUUAUUGGAACAAUUUUGGUCAUUGUGGGAGCUUUGCCCCUCUUCAUUCUGGGGAUUAUUCCCUUAGUGUUCUUCUAUUUCUCUAUACAAAGAUACUAUGUGGCAAGCUCUCGGCAAAUCCGGAGGCUGACAGGAGCGUCCCGUUCUCCUGUCAUUUCCCACUUCAGUGAGACUUUAUCAGGAGUGUCCACCAUCAGAGCAUUUGGACAUCAACAGAGGUUUAUCCAGCAAUACAAAGAGGUGGUGAAUGAAAACUUGGUCUGUUUCUACAAUAAUGUAAUUUCUAACCGGUGGCUGUCUGUUAGACUUGAAUUUCUUGGCAACUUAAUGGUGCUUUUUGCUGCACUGCUUGCUGUGUUGGCUGGCAAUUCUAUAGAUUCAGCAACAGUUGGUUUGUCUAUAUCCUAUGCCCUAAAUAUAACUCAUUCUCUGAAUUUUUGGGUAAAGAAAGCAUGCGAAAUUGAAACCAAUGCAGUUGCUGUUGAAAGAGUUUGUGAAUAUGAAAAUAUGGAUAAAGAGGCACCUUGGAUAAUGUCUAGAAGACCCCCAUUACAAUGGCCCAAUAAAGGUGUAGUGGAAUUUAUUAAUUAUCAGGCUCGAUACCGAGAUGAUCUUGGUUUAGCAUUGCAAGAUAUCACUUUCAAGACUCAUGGGGAAGAGAAGAUUGGAAUUGUGGGAAGGACUGGAGCAGGCAAAUCCACACUAUCAAAUUGCUUAUUUAGAAUUGUGGAGAGAGCAGGAGGCAAAAUUAUUAUUGACGGAAUCGAUAUAUCAACUAUUGGACUUCAUGACCUUCGUGGCAAACUUAAUAUUAUUCCACAGCACCCUGUUUUAUUUUCUGGAACCCUUAAAAUGAACCUGGAUCCCCUAAACAAAUAUUCUGAUAGCAAGCUGUGGGAAGUGCUGGAAUUGUGUCACUUAAAAGAGUUUGUGCAGUCCCUUCCUGAGAAGCUACUGCAUGAGAUUUCAGAGGGUGGCGAGAACCUCAGCAUGGGACAACGGCAGCUGGUCUGUCUUGCUCGUGCUUUGCUUCGAAAAACAAAAAUUCUCAUCCUGGAUGAAGCAACAGCCUCCAUCGACUUUGAGACGGACAAGUUGGUGCAGACCACAAUCAGGAAGGAGUUUUCUGAUUGCACCAUCCUGACCAUUGCUCACAGACUGCAGUCUAUCAUUGAUUCAGACAGGGUGCUUGUUCUAGACUCAGGAAGCAUUGUGGAAUUCGAAGCGCCUCAGAAUUUGAUACGUCAGAAAGGACUUUUCUAUGAAAUGACGACGGACGCUGGAAUAACACAAGAAUCAGGCACAGAAAAGAAAUUACUUUAG